AUGCAACGAUUUCAGUUCGGCCUUAGGCAGUCCGCCGAAAGCGUCGACGACAAUCGCAGCCGUUAUGUUCCCAGUUCUGUAUACAGCGCAGGCGGUCCAGGACCAGCCGAGGAUUCGCCUGCCGUCGACCAGACUCAGAGUUAUAUGUCGGGAGGAUUACGCGGUCCCUUUGAAGAACAAACUCCUCGUUUCGCACCGCCGAGUUUCCCACCCCAGAAGGGACCUCGAAAUUCUACCCUUCUAAACAUCAACGAUCCCGUCGCCAUGCAUUUGUUGACAGAGACUGCAAUCAGUGACAGCAGAGAAUUCGAAAUCUUGUCAUUCGACGAAAUAGAGCAGUUGAAGAGAGACAAAGUAUUUCUCAGAGGCAAGAUUGACACAGUGAAGCGGAAACUGGGCCUGGAAAGCAAAUUACGAGAUGCAGCACAAUCCCUCAACCGUCUAUAUUCCACCCGCGAAACAGGAGACAACAACAACUCUCCCACCAAAAAACGUCGAAGCUUCCUAAAUGCGAGGGGCUCGGCCAACGAUACAGUCGCCCGAACUGAUGAUGAAUACACCGCCAGUAACAAAAAGGUCGAGGAAUUGAGCCGUGAAUUGAAACAGUUGGAGAUGCAGUUCGAGAAUACCGAGAGGCGCAUUUUGGAACACACAGCUGGUAUUCUACAAAUGACGCACAAGGGCCUCAAAAAGAAUAUCAGGCGGACCGAAUUGCCGCGGAGUCCGGAGAGCAUGACCAGUCAGAUGAAUGGUCGUGGCUCUGGUGCUAUUGAUGGACUUGAUGACUUUGACGAGCGUAGCCUCUAUCAGGUUCCGGACUAUGUGACCGAGUUUGGAGCUGCCUCGGGUGCUCCCAACAAAGGCCGACCAAUCAGUCGAGACACCCAACCUAUAGAUGACUUUGCGAACCGAUUACAAGAGCUCAAUUCCCGUCUUCAUGCCAUGAUCACACAAGCCGGUCCACACGAACAUUUCGAUCCACCUCCUCAACCUACCGAUGAACAUGUUUCAGGUCGCGUGGGUGCUCAGAUUCAGGCAUAUCUCGGCUACAUGUCACAAGGUCUCGAUGCUAUGCAAGCAGCCCAAGCUCGUGCAACUGCAGCCGUCGAGAAAUCCUUGGUGGAUUCGGAGGAUCAGGUUGAAGAUGUCAAUAUACGUCUACAGGAUAUGCUCGAAAGGACAAACUCUGUUAGUCACAGCCCGCUGUUACCUAACGAUGAGGCUCGUGGGAAGGAUUUACAGUCUCAAUUGGCCUUCUCGUCUGUUGUCCUGGAGCGUCUGAAUUCAAGAAUCGAAACUCUGGUCGAACAAAAAGACAUUUUGACCAGACAAAUUCAGCAGCAGCGUGAACUCAACAGCAAGUCGGAUGCCCAGCGAGAUGCUCAUAUUCAUGAUCUCACAGAACAGUUGGAGGGCUCGAAGAAAUUACAUGCCGUUCAUGAGGAAGAGUCUCAACAUUCUCGGGACCAAAUCAACCUCCUCAUGGAGCAACUGGAUAGUGCAAAGCAAGAGAGUGUUCUUCUCGAGCAGCAACGGGGCGUCAACGACAGUAAGGCUGUGGAAAUCGAACGAUCAGCACGCAAGCAGCUAGAAGACAAACAUCUCCAAGAUUUGAAAGCAAGAGAGGAUCAGCAUGCCGCAAUUUUGGUACAAAUGCAAGGACUUGAGACGAGCAAGGCGGAAGCUGAGGCCGAGCUUGCAAAGUCAAAGGAAGAGAUGAAAGCGCUCGAGGUGGAAGUUGUAAGAGCACAGACCGAAUUGACCGUGGUCAAAGCUGAGCUGGAUGGUGCCUAUGGCACACGAGCUGAACGAGCGGCUGAUGUUUCUAUGAACCCUGCGGUGCAAAAGGAAAUCGAUGCACUGAACGCCCGAAACGCCGAUAUGGAGAGUCAAUUGGAAUUCCUGACGACACAGCAUCAAACCAAGGGCACGGGUAGUGCGGAAUUACAAAACAAAGUCAACGCUCUACAGCAAGAAUUGAAGGAUACCAUCGAGGAGUACGAAGUCAUGACGAAGCAGAGCAUUGAUGACGAGAAAGAGCGAGAUCAUCUCGAAGAAACUGUCGAUACUCUUCAGCAACGAUGUGAAACGCUUGAAAUGCAACUCAAUGAGGAGAAGUUGAAAUGGAUGGGUGUCAAAGCGGGUUCUUCCAUGGAAACAAUGUCAACAAUGGUGUUGAAGAAUGAAUUCAAGAAAAUGAUGCGUGAGACACGUGCUGAGAAUCUCAAGACGAUCAGGGGCGAGCAAGAAGAGCGACGCAGAUUAGAAGGAAUUAUCAAGGGCUUGAAACGAGAUUUGCAACAAACCACAUCUCGAAAGGACAUCCCAGCAGUCCAAAAUGGUGGAAUAGAAGCGCGUUAA
Molecule: messenger RNA, 2361 nt
Organism: Exophiala bonariae
Lineage: Eukaryota; Fungi; Ascomycota; Eurotiomycetes; Chaetothyriales; Herpotrichiellaceae
Exons: 3
Coding region: 1-2361 (786 amino acids)
Source: RefSeq, a predicted model, not a curated record